Molecule: messenger RNA, 2189 nt
Organism: Colius striatus (speckled mousebird)
Lineage: Eukaryota; Metazoa; Chordata; Aves; Coliiformes; Coliidae
Gene: WASHC1
Product: WASH complex subunit 1
Exons: 12
Coding region: 208-1638 (476 amino acids)
Biological process (GO): endocytic recycling; exocytosis; Arp2/3 complex-mediated actin nucleation
Cellular component (GO): WASH complex; recycling endosome; early endosome
Molecular function (GO): alpha-tubulin binding; gamma-tubulin binding; actin binding
Source: RefSeq, a predicted model, not a curated record
AGCGACACUUAGUAGGGGCGGAAGGGACGCUUAGUAUGGGCGGAAGCGCUACAGGCUGCCGCUUCCCUCUCGGCGCCGGGGCGGGGCUGGCUUGCGGCAGAUAAAAAUUGCUGUUCUCUCAACUCAGGAGUUCAUUGGCAAGAAAACUGAAAGCAUAUAAUCCCUGGGAACUACUCUACAGCCAGGUUUCUGGUAAUACCAGGCAAAAUGGCUACGGUAGCCCAGAAGCACUUUUUGGAAGGGCAGACGUACUCAGUCCCCCUGAUCCAACCGGAUUUACGCAGGGAGGAGGCUGUUCAGCAGGUGGCAGAUGCUCUUCAGUAUCUGCAGAAGGUGUCCGGCGAUAUCUUCAACAGGAUCUCCCAGCGGGUGGAGGCCAGCCGGGCACAGCUCCAGGCAAUCGGGGAGAGAGUCACACUCGCCCAAGCCAAGAUUGAGAAGAUAAAGGGUAGCAAGAAGGCUAUUAAGGUAUUUUCCAGUGCCAAGUACCCAGCCCCUGAACGACUGCAGGAGUACAGUUCAAUUUUUGCUGGUGCAGAAGAUCCAGCUAAACAGAAAGGGCCAAAACACAAGAUUCAGAGCAAACACCGAGUGCUGGAUGAGAAAGCUCUGCAGGAGAAGCUCAAGUACUUCCCUGUGUGCCUGAGCACCAAAAUUCACCAGGAGGAUGAUGCAGAAGAAGGCCUUGGCAGCCUCCCCAGGAACAUCAGCUCCGUCAGCUCCCUGCUGCUGUUUAACACCACUGAGAACCUGUACAAGAAGUAUGUUUUCCUGGAUCCUCUGGCUGGAGCAGUGACUAAGACUCAUGUGGCUCUGGAAACAGAGACAGAAGAGAAGCUGUUUGAUGCUCCUCUCUCCAUCACCGAAAGGGGACAGCUGGACCGACAGGUGGCUGAAAACUACUUCUAUGUGCCAGACCUGGGCCAGGUGCCCGAGAUCGAUGUGCCAUCCUACCUGCCCGACCUGCCCGGCAUUGCUGCCGACCUGAUGUACAGCGCUGACCUGGGCCCCGGCAUCGCCCCGUCCGCCCCCGGCGGGGCCAUCCCAGACCUGCCCACCUUCAACAUCGAGGCGGCGGAGCCUCUGCAGCCAGACCUUCAAGACACUGAGCUCUUGCCGCCUCCUCCCCCACCACCUCCUCCACCGCCUCCUGUUAUGCCAACUACAGUGCCUCCCCCGCCUCCCCUGCCCCAGCCCACAGCCCCUGCAGAGCCAGCCCGGACGGCGAGCGAGGAGAGCGGCCGUGCAGUGCCUGCAGCUUCAGUCCAGGGAGCCCCGAAGGAGGUGGUGAACCCCUCCACCGGGCGUGCCAGUCUGCUGGAGUCCAUCCGCCAGGCCGGGGGCAUCGGCAAGGCCAACCUCCGCAGCGUCAAGGAGAGGAAGCUGGAGAAGAAGAAGCAGAAGGAACAAGAACAAGUGAGAGCUACGGGACAAGGAGGAGAUUUGAUGUCAGACCUCUUCAACAAACUGGUGCUGAGGCGCAAAGGUAUUUCAGGGAAAGGGCCAGGAGGCUCCAGCAAUGCCGAUGCUCCUGGAAGUCCCGCUGGUGCCUUUGCUCGGAUGUCAGACUCAAUACCUCCCCUCCCACCCCCGCAGCAGCCUGUGGGGGAGGAGGAUGAGGAUGACUGGGAGUCAUAGCUGGACCCAGUUGAGUGGCAGUGCGAACCCCCGGACUCUUGCACAAAGCACGUUGCAGAGGGUGGGUGCUGGCAGGCCAGGGGGACUCUGUCAUUCCUCUCUGAGGAGCAACAGCAAGAGGAGCUAACCACUGCUAAGGUUACAGUUACCAGGGAGGGUUUUUCCUCUGCUGCCUGCUAUUCUGCACUCCCAGUACUACAUUCCAUCUCCAAUGCAGCUCUGGCUGGCACAAUAAAUCCCGCCUUAGCUGGCGAGUGGGGCAGCCUGUGCUCAGAGGAUCCGAGCUAGCAUUGCUCCUGAUUGGAAGGACUCUGCUAAUGGGGUGGGGGUGACUGCACAAGGCUCUCUUGCAGGCAAACAGCCCUUGCCUUGUGUGUGUCCUUGAUGCUUGCUUGCUCAAGCUCCCAUUUGCUCUGCUGUCGUCAGAACAAGCGUGCCUGUCCCAAACUCCUGGUGCUCUGGCACCUGUGGUUUCUCUUUUCUUCCUGGCUAAUGGUGAUCCUUUGCCUGCUGCCAUCUAGAAGAUUUCAAUAAAGUUGAAGGAAGCAGCA